CCCCUCCCCCUCCAUGCCAAUGUUCAGCUGCCUGUUCUCUACCACUCAUUGGCUCUGUGAUUCUGUCUCAAACCUGCUCCUCCUGCUGCAGGGUAACUACAAGCUGCAGCACAUUUUCUUUGAGUCCUGCAUAUCCUCCAUACUAACCGACCUAAAACAUCCUGCAGCGGUUCAUAUACAUACCUUGCCUGCUUUUAUCUACCGACUUCAGCACGGUGACCAACAGGAUGCUUUAAAAAAAAAAAAACCGGGUGAACCACUCAGACUGCAUCUCUGGACUGCGCGACCGUUAGUCGUUUAACGACCAAACCCCCUCUCCCCGGUCGCAACGUCAGCCGUUGGAGUUUUUUUGUGCGUGCGCGAAAGGAGGAGGAGUCUGUUCGCGAGUCAGAGGGGGCGCGGAGCAGUCGGUUGAAUCCGCGAACACAACAGUUGUUGUUGUGGCACAGCUCACUAGUUUCCCCGGUUCAUCUUGAGAACGUGGACUUGAUGCAGCACUCAUAACGCAUCCCGAGAGCAUCGGCGCUUCACACAGGGGGUCCGUAAGAGUUGGUUUGGACACCAGAGGGUGAGGAGGGGACCGUACGGAACGAAGCUUAAAAUCGCGGGAACGUCGGCGGACAGCGUAGAGAAAUUCGGUGAGUCGAGGUUGUCGACAAGUCCUGUAUUAAGUCCAUUGUCAGGAACCCUUUGGCUUGAAGGCAAAGAUGGAAGUUAUUGUGACAGAAGAGAAGAAGAAGAUUUUCCGCGCCAGGAAAACCAUGAAGAUCAGUGAUAGACAUCAGCUGGAGAACCUGCACAGCACUUUGCUCACUGUGGGUACAAGUUUGUCCAACCCAUCUCCACCACCUCUGAUGAAUGGAACACAUAAAGAGGACGGACAAAAAGUGGGCGACAAAGAGCAAAACAACAUCCUGGACUUGAACACUCCCCAGACUACACCACCCGUCUCUCCGACCGCUCUGAGCUCUCCCACACCGUCCCUGUCCCUAAAUUUGUCUCCUUCCCCUCCCUCUUCAAGUCCAAAAGGACUCGAAGAAAUGACUGCUCCGAGAUCACCAGUGGAUCCUCUAAAUUUUGAACUGAAAAAGGUAGAAGAAGAUGAGAAGAAAGAUGGCACACCAUCAUCAUCAAGUGAACCUGUCACAGCUAGAACAGACUGCAAGGGACAACAGGAAAAAGACACUGAGGUGAUCCCAGCUGAGGAAAAGAAGAAGGAGGACCACACUGUAGAAGAGGACCCAGCUGUAGAUUUGGCAGUGGACCCACUGAAAGGUUUGGAUACACCUGUGCCACCUGCAGUAUCUGACUUCACAGAACCAAUGGAAACAGAUAGUGACACUACAAAGGAAAUGGACACUGAGGCUUCCACAGCCAAAGUACCAGAUGAAAAGCCUUCUUCUCCUAAAUGUACCACUUCCGAUUCUUCCUCAUCUUCUUGCUCUAUACCCAAUCCAGCUUCUUCUUGUGCGGACCAAAAACAAUCAGUGGAAAUCAAAGAUGACAUAAAAGAAGAAGAGACUGACAAAGCGGAUGUGAAGAAAGGCUUGACGUGUGAGGAAAAGAUGGAGGUGGGCUCUGUAAAAGUGGAGCCCAAAAAGGAAAAAACUAAUGUGGGACAAGCCUCAAAGCCAUCUCGACCAUCGUCCACUCCACCAUCUGAUACAGCAGUGAAAGAGGAGAGGAGCUCAACCUCGGGACUGAAACGCACUUUAUCGGAGGGCUCUGAAAAAGAUGGGCAAACUGUAAAAAUAGAGGGUAAGAGGCCCAAGAUGGACCGUGAGGAGUUGGAGGCCCAACUGGAACUUAAAAUUACUACAAAAGCUGGCAGUCAUCAUAAACUCGGGAAGAUUGUGCAGCAGUUAGUGGAGGAGCGAUUGAAGGUGUUGGAGCUCACCAUUUUCGACAAACAUUUCCAAGAGCUGAAGGACAGAGUAGACAAAAUUGACUGCGCCACUAAACACCAAGCUGCCAUUAACACACUCCAAGCCAAGAUUGCCCGACUAUCAAAAAAGUUUGGAGAGGCUAAUCAGGUAUCGGAGAAUAAAAGGAAACAGGAGGCACUUGCUGCUGUUGCUGCUGCUACUGCUGCCAAAACGGCAGCGGUUACGAAUAACCCUCAAGCUCAGCGGCCAGGCUGGACUUCCAUGGAGGUAAAGCAGACAUCCACAACUGUUUCUUCAUCCAGCACAGCAGUAGUUCCAGUUCCUACCGCAACCCCUGCCGCAGCUUCAGCCCCUGCUGCAGCUUCAGCUCCAACUCCCACCUCCACUUCAACUGCCAUGGUUCAGCAGACCCCUAUCCUCCAGCUGAUCACUUCCAACUCUAAUCCCACCUCCACCUUGGCCACUGGCAGUACCACCCAGAGUCAAACGGGCACCCUCCUCUUGAAGACUGCCUCUGGGAGUAGCAUGAUGGCUACAGGCCAGCCGCUUCUCAUCCAGUUGCCUUUAUCAGUGAACGGCCAGGCAGGGACACUGGUCAACAUCCCCGUCUCGUCUUUGUCUGCAGCCAGCUCACUGAACAAGUCCAAAACCACUGCUUCUACCGCCACGUUUAUACUCAAGCCUGCACCUGUCACGACCACAGCCACAGCCUCGGCACCAGCCGUGGCCACUGUCCCAGCCCUCCAUGGCUCCAGUGCCCAGAUGUCCUCUGGCCAGAUCUCUCUUGCUCGUGCUGUGUAUCAAGGCGGUGCAAGUGGAAUAACUACACCCCAUGCUGGGGUAUCUGUGACCACGGCCAGGACACCAGCUCAGUCUGUCUCUGUAGUCGGGGCCAUGUCUUCAGUCUCUUCACCUACAACAUCUGGGCCAGCAGCAACCGGAUCCACUGCUCCAGGACCUCCACAGGGGAUGUCUUUGACAUCAAAGACAGACAACCAAGUUACAGUAACCGCUGCAUCUAAAGCAGCUGCACCAGCGGCACGACCCAAAGGCUCCGUAAUUGACCUCACCGAGGACGAUGAUGAUGUCCAAGUGACUGGAGUGAAGAAUGCUACUGUUACAACUCCCUCACCGAGCCCACGCACUAACCCAGUCAUCAGCAUCCACAACAAUACAGGAGCAAGAGCAUCCCCUCUAAGCAAUCAGAACAGUUCUGGCAAUCCUCAGUUGACAGUACAUCACCGCCCCCCAGUGGUGGAUACUCCAUUAAAAUCCCGCAGUGUAACCACUACUACUACACCAACUCGAGGCUCCAGCAUGGCGCUUCCACCGCUCCCUCCUGCACCCGCACCAUCACGCUUACCCCCAGAGGCUGAACGGACCUCACCUCCUCAACAACCUCAGCUAAAGCUGGUGCAGAGUCAGACUGGUAUAGUGCUCUCCUGGUGUGUUGGAGAAGUUGAUCGGACCUGCGCAGCUGUAGAAAGCUAUCACCUUUAUGCCUUUCAUCAAGAUAACUCUAACAGCAAUGCAUCUCAGCAGCACUGGAAGAAAAUUGGGGAGGUGAAGGCCCUUCCACUGCCUAUGGCCUGUACGCUGACCCAGUUCCAGUCUGGCUCCACGUAUCACUUUGCUGUUCGAGCCAAAGAUGUAUAUGGGCGCUUUGGCUCUUUCUGCGAACCUCAGUGCACAAAUGUCAUCAGUUCCAGCUCUAGUUGAACCGUUACAGAAAAGACAUAGCGUUUUGCCUUUGAUAGUUUAUGACUUUUCACCUGUUUUGUGUUAGGAACUGAAAUAUUGUACGCUGGACAAAAACAAACACCUGUAAAUGUCUUCCCACAUAACAACUGGGCAACAAACUGACUUGGAGAGUUCAAGUGGCAAACGGUUGGUUUUGUCUGACUCAUCAUAUGUAAUGUGUUUUUUGUGACUUAAGCUGUUGUGUAUAUAAGUUGAAAAAGUUUGCCCCUCCUGCCAGAUCAGGUAUUUGUGUUGUUCGCUCCUGAUCUUCAGACCCAGAUCUUUUUUUUUUUCUUUUUUUUUUCUUCCUCUUUUACUUGACAGGAUUUUUUUUUUUCCAUGUAAACUAAAUUGCACAGAAAUGUAUAAAUGUGUGGUAGAAACAGAAUGAUAACUUUUGUAAGUUUUGUCUGGCAACCAGACUUUCACAAGCAUAAUAAAGAGGUUUUAUUAAAGUCAGCGACAGGUUAAAUAUUCUGUAUUUAAUGCCAUAGCACUCCUCUGCAGUUAGACUUUAGUCACCUAGGCCUAGAGAGCCUGGAUGACUCCUUUGUAGUUCCCAUAGGAUUGGCAAGUUGUUCAUAGAGGUUUGUGGGUGAUGCUAUGUGAAAUCUGUUUCAAAGAGUGCUGCAUCCACAACGUUCUUGUGAUUGCCCAAUUGGUGCAGACAAAUCGUCACCGACACAGUGGCGACUGCCAGCAACCACUCACCAGCUGGUUGUGGGAUACAUACUUUUCCUAAACAACCUGGGGUUGCCAGUGGAUCACUGACUGAUCCCUAGGCCUAUGUGAAUGAGGCUUCAGCAAUCGAUGUCAAAGCAUAUAUAUAUAUAUAUAUAUAUAUAUAUAUAUAUAUAUAUAUAUAUAAAAAUUUUUUUUUUUUUUUAAACCUCAUUACCAGUGGUUGCCGGAUGAUUACAGAGUGGACAUUAAGCCUGUGUGGCUCGGACCAUACAGAAACCACAAAGCAGAAAACCAAUGCCUAACAAAGACAUGGACUUUGGUAACAGGAUACAGAAAAUAUAGUCAUGUGGGGACCAAAAUCAAAAAGGUUAUGUUAUUGUCUCUGAAUGUGCACAAUAAACCUUGUCAGAUGGCA
Messenger RNA from Maylandia zebra (zebra mbuna), 4725 nucleotides. It is a transcript of the gene atf7ip, whose product is annotated as activating transcription factor 7 interacting protein. Gene Ontology annotation, cellular component: transcription regulator complex; nucleus. NCBI's taxonomy places the organism in Eukaryota, Metazoa, Chordata, Actinopteri, Cichliformes, Cichlidae. The record is from RefSeq and is a predicted model, not a curated record. Gene Ontology annotation, biological process: regulation of DNA-templated transcription. Gene Ontology annotation, molecular function: transcription coregulator activity; protein binding.